ACAUGUACAUAUGUUAGUAUGUUAUCAAGAAGCCUUGAGAUAGUAUAAAUUUUAAAUAUGUUAGAACUCGGUAUGGAUUUUCUAAAACAUGUACAGGUAACAUAAUAUCUGCUGCAUAUGUUUUUUUCAAAACGACAAUAUCAUAGGUGAACAUUAUACAUUUUUUAUUUAAUAUUAAAACACGAUAUUAUUGCAACAUUACGUGUACGAUUUUAUUCUUCUUACGUAUUACAACUUAUAGCCAACAAAACGUAUUUUAAAGUUUUGAGCUAGCAGAAAAUAAUGAACGCGAAACAUCUAUUUAUUAUGUGUUUAUUAAGUAUUGGUUGCCAGAUAGCAAAAUCCACGCCAGCAGAUAUCGAAGAAUUAUGGAUAGAACUAAAGAUAGAAACCGGAGAAAUGGAUAAUUUAAUGAAGAAGGUAGAAGAGAAACAAGAAGAAAUCUGGAAGACAGUAGAAAUAAAAGAAGCGGGGCAAUCAAAAGGUUACACUACUAAAGACAAUCUGAUAAAAGUGUUAUCUGGUCAUACAGUUGAGAUAUCGGAAUGGAUAACGAAAAACAAAGGAAAUGCCAAAGAAAAAUCAAUUAAAAUAACAAAGCCAGAAUUUGAUGAUUUAAUGCAAAAUUUUACAUCAGAUAUUAUUGAAGCUCUUGAAGCGGUUGAAAGGUCCACCGAUUAUGCCAUUGGCGAGUAACUAUUGCACCGCCAAAAGCUU
Messenger RNA from Adelges cooleyi (spruce gall adelgid), 717 nucleotides. RefSeq lists its product as uncharacterized. Lineage: Eukaryota; Metazoa; Arthropoda; Insecta; Hemiptera; Adelgidae. The record is from RefSeq and is a predicted model, not a curated record. The coding region runs from base 283 to 696 and encodes 137 amino acids. The transcript has 3 exons.